Molecule: messenger RNA, 835 nt
Organism: Amblyraja radiata (thorny skate)
Lineage: Eukaryota; Metazoa; Chordata; Chondrichthyes; Rajiformes; Rajidae
Product: immunoglobulin lambda-1 light chain-like
Exons: 3
Coding region: 113-835 (240 amino acids)
Source: RefSeq, a predicted model, not a curated record
AUAAUUAAACACACGGUGACAUAUCGUCAUUCCAUUUAUAAAGAGAGCCAGAGAGCAAGAUUACACGCCACUUGUCCUGGAAACUGCCGCCCCAUCGGAGCUCAGUCGGUUAAUGAACAUGUCUUAUUGGAUCCGUGUGGUCGGUGCGUUGGUGUUUUGCGCAUUUUACUUAAGCGCGGCAGUUACAGUAACUCAACCGCCUUCGAUGUCCACCUCUACGGGACAGGAAAUACAAAUAUCCUGCACCAUAUCGGGUUCCAGUACAGGCGCUAAGUUAGUCUCGUGGUACCAACAGAUUCCUGGCAAAACUCCCAAGUAUCUAUUCUACCAUUCUAGCAGCGGCACCAUUUAUAAAGGCACGGACAUUCCAGACCGUUUUUCCAUCUCGGAGUCAGGCAGCUCUGUAAUAUUCGCAAUAUCUAGCGUUCAAUCGGUGGAUGCCGCUGACUAUUACUGUGCCAAAUGGGAUAAUGGUUUACAUUUCGGUAAAGGAACGAGGCUGGGCAUUGGCGAUCCUCGGGCACCGAUCGUGACGGUCCUGCCGCCUUCAGCCGAUGAAGUUACCUCAAAGGGCACCGCCACCCUGGUGUGUUUGGUGAACGGCUUUAUUCCGGGCUCAGUGGCCGUUGCAUGGAGCGUCGACGGCAGCGCAAAAAAUAGCUGCGUUGAGACCAGCCCGAUCCAGCAGGAUAAGGACAACACGUUCAGUCUCAGCAGUUACCUGACUAUGACAGCCUCAGACUGGAACUUACACGAGCUUUACUCCUGUGUGGUUAAACACCAGAGUCAGGCAAACCCACUUAAGACAAAUAUCGUGAGAUCCAGCUGUAUCUGA